ACUUCCAAAACAUUCAUUCAUUCGCCAAUAGCUUGAAAGGAUCGGCCCUUCCAACUUGUCUAAGUUUUCCCACAAUAGCUCCGUUUCAAGACUCCGAUUAUCUCUUCAGCAACGCUUUCCUAGUGGUGAACACUGAUUGAAGACCGAGCUUCUGGAUAGCAAUGGGACCUGGUGGACCGGGAGGAGGACCAGGAGGUCCCGGAGGCGGCUUUGGGCCUGGGGGUCCAGGAGGUCCUUGGGGCCCUGGAUUUGAAGGGCCAGGAGGACCUGGAGGCUUUGGUCCCGGUCCUGGAGGUCCUUGGGGACCUGGAUUUGGAGGUCUUGGUGUUUGGCCUGGUGGUUUCUUUGGCGGCUUUGCUGAUGGUUUGUGCAACAUGAUAUCUUCAUGCUUCUACUGCCUCUGUUGUUGUUGGCUACUACAAGACUGCUUCGGCGGACUCCGUGGCUAUGGCCCUCCCCCUUUCUAAUAAUCUGCUGCCUGCUGCCCUGCUAAACUUUACUAUCUAGCAACUGCUUCUUAUUGUUGUUUGUUUUCCCUACUAAUUUCGCCUAUUUCCCUGUAAACUUUUGUCAGCGUUCAUAAAUGAUGUUAUAGACUGGUUGGAAUUUCCUUGUUU
Messenger RNA from Hibiscus syriacus, 617 nucleotides. Its product is annotated as putative polyketide hydroxylase. Lineage: Eukaryota; Viridiplantae; Streptophyta; Magnoliopsida; Malvales; Malvaceae. The record is from RefSeq and is a predicted model, not a curated record. Bases 162 to 467 code for a protein of 101 amino acids. The transcript is spliced from 2 exons.